AUACUUAUGUACAUAUCUACAAAUUUUCCAGGUAAUUAUAGAAUUUUGCUGUAUAGGAAUUGUAGCAAAAUGGAUAAAAUAUUUUUGGUCAAAACAGAACAAUACUGAUAUUUAACCUAUUGUAAAGGAAAACCUAUUACUAAGAAAUAAAAUAAAGGAGUAUUUUAUUUUACUAUUUCUAUAUUUAAAUAAAAUAAGAAGUAGAUAUUAGCUUUAAAAAUUAAUAAGGGAAACAAUUUUUUUCAAUAAAAGGUCAAUUACCUUUUAUUACAGCAGAAGCAUAGAUACCUACCUAACUAACUACAUAAAAUAUAGAACUUAGAUGAAUGUAAACACAAAUUUUUCUUUGUCAGCAAAGUAUUAUUUGUAAAACUUGCGUUUGUUUAUCUUCAAUAAAAUUCAUCUUAAUAAAUGCAUCUGUAUAUAUGUAUGUAUAGAAAUAAAAUUAAUUUAUAUUCAAUAUGGAUAAUGAGCAGCCACACCAAGAGCUAGUCAAAUGUACUUUAGUAGGAGAUACUGCAGUGGGUAAAACUCGUCUAAUUUGUGCUAGAGCCUGCAAUAAACAUGUAUCGUUGUCACAGCUUUUAUCCACACAUGUGCCUACUGUCUGGGCAAUAGAUCAAUAUCGAAUUUAUCAAGAUGUAUUAGAGAGAUCAUGGGAAAUCGUAGAUGGUGUAAAUGUUUCUUUAAGAUUGUGGGAUACAUUUGGAGAUCACGAUAAAGAUAGAAGAUUUGCUUAUGGAAGGUCAGACGUCGUUCUUCUUUGUUUUUCUAUUGCUAGUCCAACAUCAUUAAGAAAUUGCAAGUUAAUGUGGUAUCCCGAAAUUCGCAGAUUUUGUCCGGACACUCCUGUAAUAUUAGUCGGAUGCAAAAAUGAUUUACGUUACAUGUAUCGCGAUGAAACAUAUUUGUCAUAUUUUGGGGAGAGGAGCCCAUUUGUACGCGCUGCUAUUAAAAGUGAUUUAGUAAUGCCUGAUGAAGCACGGGCUGUAGCUAAGGAAUUAGGUAUACCGUAUUAUGAAACUAGUGUAUUCACAUACUUCGGGGUUAAUGAAGUAUUUGAAAAUGCAAUAAGGGCUGCUUUAAUAGCAAGGCGGCAGCAACGAUUUUGGAUGACAAAUUUAAAAAAAGUUCAGAAACCCCAAUUACAGGCACCUUUUAGACCUCCUAAACCUCCACCACCAGAAAUAAUUGUUAUGCCUGGAACAUACAGAAAAGAUAUGUAUAAUAUGUUUUUAUCCCAAUGCUACACAGAUUUAAUAUUGAUUGUUGGUUCAACAAAAUUCGCUGCUCACAAAUUUCUUCUAGCGGCUAAUUCACCAAUUUUUAAUAGAUUAUUAACAACUGAAUUAUCUGACUUGGGUGGUAGAAGUAGCAGUGAAUCAAGCAUGGUUUCCUCAACAUUUGGUGAAGCAACAACUGCCGAUUUUAACGAUGAUACUGAGUAUCUGAUCCGUAGUGAAUCAAAAUCAGCUAGAAUGUGGGAACAGUUAAAACGACGUUCCAGUUAUCAAGCACUACCGUUGAUAGAAUCGAAAAGGCCAGCUGACGUUUAUAAAGACCUAAAUCAUCCAAUAUUUCAAAAUAUUCGAAUAGUACAUGUUGAAACUGGACGUGGAACAACGACGACUCAAGUUGUCGUUACGAUUUCAAAAAUUAUAACACCACAAGCAAUGCACCAAUGUUUGAAAUUUAUAUAUACUGGAAGUAUUGAGAACGAGUUUUCCCAACUUCAGACAACCCCUAUUGGCUUUUUAUUGAUGGGUCUUUUGUCUGUUUUCCAGGAAAUUAAACAAGCAGCUGAUUUCUUAGAACUGCCACAAUUAACACUUUUGCUAUCUAAACCGCAGAAUGUAUUGAGUCAAUCUGAAGAAUCAAUACCAAAUAGCACUAUGAGUAUUAAGGAAAAAAUAGAAAAGUUUUGCAUUAAUCAAGGAAAUUUUAGUGAUAUAACUUUUGAAUUAGAUGAUGGACGUAUGAAAGCGCACAGAGCAAUUUUAGUUGCACGCUGCGAUGUCAUGAGAGCUAUGUUAAUGGGAGAUUUCAGAGAGGCCCAUUCCAAUAUUAUUGUAUUUCCAGGUGUUACUACAUAUACAUUCCACAAAUUGUUAUGUUAUAUAUAUACAGAUGAAAUACCAUCAAUAUCCGCAGAAAAAUGUUUGAAUUUAUUAGAAUUGGCAAACAGAUUAUGUUUGCCCCGUUUAAUUAAUUUGGUUGAAUGCCGAGUUAUAGAUGAUCUCACUAGAAUAUCACAAAAUGAAACUAAUGAAACUGUCAAUCAUUGCCUUAAAUUAUUAGAACCAGUUAAACUUUAUAAUGCACAUCAAUUAGCUGAGUGGUGUAUGUCCUAUUUAUGUGUCAAUUACAAUAUUAUUUGUAAAUUUUCGCUGAAAGGACUUAAGGCAUUACAUAUUGAUAAUCAAGAAUAUUUAAGAGAGCAUCGUUGGCCACCAGUAUGGUAUUUAAAAGAUUAUGACUAUUAUCAGCGCUGCAUAAAUGAAAUGAAUCGGGAACUAAAAGAUUCAGGUGAAUCACCAAGUGAUGAAGAAGGAUGUUUAUGUUUUUCUGGAAUUUUUAUGAAACUAUUUUUCAAUGUAGACAAGUCUAGGCGAACAAAUGCAGAAGAUAAACGUAAUAACGAAUCUGGGGAUUCUCAACAAAUAUUUAGCAGUAAUGCGAAUUCUUUGGAUAUGAAUGAGCAAGAUGUUGAUUUGAAUCUCUGACAUACAGCUUCCGGGCAUUGGAGAUCGCUGCGAUUUAUAGUGAUUUUGCCCGUAAUGAUAUGUUUUAUAUGCACCAUAUUAAGCAUUCUAAUUAUUUUUCAAAUAUAUACAUAACAAAACGUUUUUUAGAUAUACCUCGAAAAAAUCUUAUUCAAUUCCAGCAACAAGAUUAAUAAUUAAAAAUUAUUAAAUGAAAAAAAUAAAAACUCUAUUUAUGAUUAAAACAUGCAAAAAGAAGAAGCAAGCAAAUAAACAAUUAUUUCAUAAAGAUUUUCAUGAUUAGAAAUUCAACAGUUAAAAAAUUCUUACUUUAUAAUACGAAAAUAAGUAAUAUCAAAGUUGCCAUAUAGAAAAACGUAAUAAUAAAUUUAUUUCUAUUUCUAAAAAUAUAAACCGAAUUAUAUAUUCCAUUUAUUUAUGUAGUAUGUAUAUAGUAUGUAAAUCGUCAAUAACCAAAAAAAUUAGUCUAUCAGAACAUAAAUCAGUAUAACAUCAGUAAAAAUUUAUUUAUUUACAUAUUUUUUUUAAUUUUACCGUAGAAUUUUUUAAAAUUUAUUUAAAAUACAUAUUUUAAUAGCUAAUAUAUAUGCUUUAAAAUGAAAAUUUUUCCGUGAAAGUUUCCUAGAUUGCUUUUAUAAAAAAAAGGUUAAAUAGGAAUUAAAAACGCUUGUAAAUAAACUCAAUAGGACAAGUUCUAAGUGGGUUAGUAGUUAAACCACUCUUUAUUAUAGGUACUUUAUACGCAUAUAUUAUAUCGGAUAAAUACAAUGUUGCAAUAAAUAGAAAGUGGUAGUUUUCAUUUUAUAUGAUGAGUAUAUGUGGAUAUAUUUAAAGUAACAAUCAAAAUAGUUUGAACAAAAAUUGUCAAUGUUUUUAUCGAAAUAAUAUUUGUAUGUCAAAUCUUGUUAGUUUUCAUGUUACAUAUUUUAAAAUUAUUGAAUUAAUAAAAGUUUUUCCAAACCGUCGGAUGAGCUACAUACAUAUAUUAUAAUAAUUUCUAUUAGUUUAUAACAGUUUUUAUUAGUAUCGGUUUGUUUAAAAAAAUAGUGAUGUUUUCCAAAAAACUUAAUUUUAAAGAUAUUUGUUAGAAACAAACAAAAAAAAAGUUCAAUACUAUGUAUGUAUAUUUUAAGCAAAAUAUAAUAAACAAUUUUGAAAAUAAAAUAAAAAAUAUAAUAAACGGAAUCUCUGUUUUAACAAAAAACAUUUUCGAUAUUAAUAACCAAAUUUUCAAUUUAUAUGGGGAAUAAAUGACAUAUGUAUGUUAUAAUGCCAAUUUACAUUCUAUAAAGAAAUGUAAAUAGAACCGUAUUUUAAAUUUUGCUGUGCUACAAUUAAUUUAAACAAAAACUACAAGCUAGUCGUAUUGUAUUUGAUUUUGCCAAGAUCAUUCGACGAUUUGAUUUGCUUCAAUGACUUUAAUAUUUUUUUCACAAUUUGAAACUGAACAUUAAAAUUUUUCUAAAAUAUUUAAAAUUUUGUGGUCUGCAGAAAUCCUAAUCAAACUUUUGACUUAAAACUUGCCUAGAAUUAUUCAAACAUAAAAUUUUAGUAAUAAUAUUCUUAAUAUUGAAAAUUGCUGCCUUUAUUGUUAUCAAUGUGCAGUCAAAGUAACCGUUCAAUUACAAUAAAAAAUAAUAAAUUAUUAAUAACUUAAAAAACGAAUAGGAAAAUUAUAAAUAAAAAUAUGUGCAAUAAUAAGUAAGUAAACCUUGGAAAGAAUGACUCAAAAACAUAAUAAUGUAAUAAAUUCCAAUAAUGUGAUAAUGGUUUAAUCCAAGAAAAUAUUAAAAGAAAUAAGUGAUAAAAGACUUAAAAAUUAAAGCAUUAACAUUUUCUUUUGCUUGGUCAUUUUGAUUUUAUUAAGAAGAAAAAGUUAAAAUAAUGUCUAUUUAUGUAAUUGGUUUCAGACUAAACAAAAAUCAAUCACUUGGUAGGUCUUGAAAAUAAAUUAAAGUACAAUAAUCCUUAGGUAUUUUUAAUUUUUAAAUCUGUCAAUACAUGUAUAUUUUUUUCUACUAUGUAAAACAAAACUUAAAUAUUGUACAAAAUAUAUUUAUACAAAUAACUGAAAAACAUUUUUUUGCUUGAAAAUAGUUAAAUGCAAUGGAAUUAUAAAAUAGAAAUAAAAACAAUUUUAUUUAGUUUUGCAUUUGAAAAGAAACAUUUAUUUUCCUAUUUUAUUUGAAAUAUGUAAAGAAUUAGUUUUCAUAACUUCUGCAGCAUAUACAUA
Condylostylus longicornis is the source of this 4956-nucleotide messenger RNA. It is a transcript of the gene RhoBTB, whose product is annotated as rho-related BTB domain-containing protein 1. Gene Ontology annotation, biological process: small GTPase-mediated signal transduction. The coding region runs from base 462 to 2723 and encodes 753 amino acids. The transcript has 15 exons. The record is from RefSeq and is a predicted model, not a curated record. Gene Ontology annotation, molecular function: GTPase activity; protein binding; GTP binding. NCBI's taxonomy places the organism in Eukaryota, Metazoa, Arthropoda, Insecta, Diptera, Dolichopodidae.